GGCAGCAGAUAGCGAAACUGGACAACCAGUUCAAGGUGAUGUGUGCGGUCCUGCAUCCCAGCAACUCAGAUGUAUUCCUGUGUGGAGGUUACAGUUCAGUGGUCAAGGCCUGGGACUCUCGCAGCUGCAAGGUGGUGUGCUUGUACAAAGCAGGGAUCCAGCAGACCUUGGAUAUCCUGUUUCUGAGAGGUGGUUCGGACUUUAUAACAAGCUCUGACUGUGUGAGCAGAGACUCUGCAGACCGCACCCUCAUCGCCUGGGACUAUCAGAAAGCCAAGGUCUCCAACCAGAUCUACCACGAGCGGUACACGUGCCCGAGCCUGGCUCUUCACCCACUGGAGGAGUCCUUUGUGGCCCAGACCAAUGGGAACUACAUGGCAGUGUUCUCCUCCCAGCCAGCCUAUAGAAUGAACAAGAGGCGGCGAUACGAAGGACACAAGGUGGAGGGGUAUGCAGUGCAGUGUGAGUUUUCUCUGGAUGGAACUAUCCUAGCCUCAGGGAGCGCCACCGGCUCUGCUCACUUCUAUGACUAUCACAAUGCUCGGACGCUGCACACUCUUCACGCCCACAGCCAGCCCUGUCUGUGUGUGUCUCAGCAUCCCGUCCUGCCUGCAACCGUGGCCACCUGUGACUGGGCUGGUGAGAUCAAGAUCUGGAAUUGAGGACUGUGAAAGAGCAAGCAAAUAUGGAGUGAAAAAAGUUGCAAGAUGAACUGUAGCAAGUUUGCCAAGAGAAAACGAUAUUAAACUGCAAACUCAUGUGCACAUCCAUCUUAUCCCCCAUAAUCUCUUGGCAUAAGAUGAUAAGAACUUCUGUCUACUGCUUUUAUAACUGCUUUGCUUUCAUAUUAUUCUAAAAGCCACCCACAUUUUCAUUUCCAUUUAUAUGAACUCGUGCAAGAACAAUCAUUAUUGUGUAAAUCUUAAUGUAAGUAUGUUAGUCAUAUUUGGCCCUUCUUGCACUGAAAUCGGAGAAAGUUGCACUGUGUGAGAUCAAAGGAAGUUUCUUUACAGUUCAAAGAGUGAACCAUUGUUAUGAGUUUUAUCUAAAGUAGUAGGCGGUGAGAAAACACUGUAGUGGCACACUCUACAUGGUAGGUGCUAUAACAGGCACUCAAAAUGCCUGCAGUUUGCGUUUUGUACAGUUGCUCAUACGCAUCAUAAUCAUAAUACUAUGAUGAUUGUCUUAUAUUUUGUACCUUGUUUUAAGCCAGAUGAGUUGGAAGUUACACCCAGUAUCAGUAAAGUCUGUUCUUUAUUCUUUCAGAUUAAAACCAUGGUCUUUUUCUUAA
Molecule: messenger RNA, 1291 nt
Organism: Lates calcarifer (barramundi perch)
Lineage: Eukaryota; Metazoa; Chordata; Actinopteri; Centropomidae
Product: WD repeat-containing protein 25-like
Molecular function (GO): protein binding
Source: RefSeq, a predicted model, not a curated record